UUGUGCAAGCCGCUCCUUCAGCGUGCGGCUGACACUGGAGAGGCAGCGGGACUGGCAAGUCGCCCGUAUACCCAGAUAGGGAGCAUGCAGUCCGGCUUGUUAAAUGACUAGCCCAUCUGUCUUUUGACUGAAUAAACGGGGCGGGCAUCGCUUUGAAGAUGUGGCGGCAGCUGUGAGGGGUGUGUGGGUGCGCAGGGGGAGAUCUGUCGGUGCUAUUGGCGGUGUCUGGCUCUCCCUCUCUCGCUCUCUUUGUGUGUGCCUCUCUCUCUCCUCCUCGUCCUCCCCACUGGCAGUGCAGAGAGAGAUGGGCUCUCGGCGGCGGCUGCUCCCACACUGAAAGGAUGUGGCGCUUCCCCCUCAAGAAGAUCCGCAAACAGUUCAAACUGCUGCUGCUGGUCGUCCUGCUCACCUUCGGCAUCUGGUUCACAUACCUGCACAUCGCUGUGCUCAAGAAUGGUCGAGCGCUGAAGCUGCACCUAGCCUACGGACGCGAUGCAGAGAAGCUGAGUGAAGCUACUGAUACUGGCAGGAGAGCUGGCUCUACCCAUGCUGUGUCCAACAAAAGGAAGAUUGACGACUCCAGUGACAGUCAGGAGGAUGAACAGAUGCUGGACACACCAAGCAAAUAUGGUAGACCUUCGCAAGGUGAGCCAGAUCACUAUCAAAGGGGAUCCAGACAGCCUUUGAACUUGACUCAAAUGAGUUUGCCGUGGAAACCAGAGUACAAAGGCAAAGUAAACCUUCAUGUUUUUGAGGAUUGGUGUGGCUCUUCAAUUUAUCAACUUCAGAAGAAUAUUCAUUUUCCACUUUACCCUCACACACGUACCUCAGUGAACAAGAUUGCUGUUUCUCCAAAAUGGAAGAAUUAUGGGCUUCGGCUAUUCGGCUACAUACACCCCUACAAAGAUGGUGAUUUCCAGUUUGCAAUUGCGUCAGAUGAUAAUUCCGAGUUUUGGCUCAGUUCUGAUGAAAGUCCUGCAAACGCCAGACUGCUGAUGCAUGUAGGCAAGCUGGGAACAGAGUGGGCUGCUCCAGGCGAGUUCACCAAGUUCAGAUCUCAAGUCUCCAAUCCAGUCCAUGUUAUUUCUGCAAGAAGGUACUACUUUGAGAUGCUUCACAAACAGGAUGAUAAGGGAUCAGAUCACGUAGAAGUUGGGUGGCGGCCAUUUCUCCCUGGAGUGAAGUUUGAAAUUAUCGAUUCACCGCACAUUUCUCUGUACACAGAAGAAUCAUCACUGAAGAUGAACAGCGUUGAUCAUAUCCCACAAACCCUUGCAAGUCAUGCAGGAGGUCACAAGAUGGUACACAGAGAGCUGCAUGCUGCAGACAUGCUCAAACCCGAUCCCAGGGACACCUUCUUCCUGAUUCCACCAAUAGAUCCAUCCCGGGUGCAACACAUCCUUCCACCCUGUGUGUACUCACCAACUUACAUUGUGAAGGACUUUCCCAUCGCUCGCUACCAAGGACUGCAGUUUGUCUACUUGUCCUUCGUCUACCCAAAUGACUUCACCAGGCUUACACACAUGGAAACGGAAAAUAAGUGUUUCUACCGGGAGAGCCCUUUGUAUUUGGAAAAAUUUGGAUUUUACAAGUACAUGCAGAUGGAUGAGGAGGAGAGCAAGCCGUUUUUGUUCGAUAACGCAGAGGAUUUCCCAGAAGAAUCAGAAGGAGUAGACACCGAAACCAUACUAAGCAACAGUCAGGUAACAUGGAACAAAAGCACCAUUAAAGAGCAUGAAAAUAACAGCCUAGUCCAGGACCAAGUGGUUGCAAAGAGGAGACUUCUGCCAUCAGUGGUGGACAGCAGGAAUGACCUUGAUGACUACACAUUCAGCCAUAAGAGAAGGUCCGAGGAGCACCACAUUGUGAAAUCGCAAAGAAAGGCCUUAGAUCCAAUUCCUCAGGAAAAUAAUGUGCCCCCAUCAACUGCUACCUACUACAGUCAGGAAAUGGACCUCUUUCACAAGCUAAGCAAUAGGCAAAGCAGGUCCCUAACCUGGGUCAAGCUCAUCCCAGAAGAGUUGAAUAAAAAGCCAGCCACCCAGUCAGCUCUGUCCAAGCUUGGUAAAGGUAGCUUGUUCAACUUGCAGCCACAGAUUUCUAUUCCACUCAUUCCCAGCAAAACCAAACAGUUUUUAAGUAACUCUGCUCAUGCUGGACUCCACAAAAAAAGAUUCAGUGAGCCCAGGAAGCUGCAGAACAAAAUCUAUGUGACAAGACCCCAGGAAAAGAAGAAGACAACAUUGCACACAGAGAAGGCCAAGGAUUUGUUCCCCAGAGUGUACUUGCAUACCAGCACAAAGAAUGCUGAACUGCAAGACCUGAGCCCCAAAAAUGAAGAGAGGAAUAUGGCUUCUAUUACAAGGGGGAAAAAGACAACACUGUACCUCACAAAUAAAAUUUUUUGGUUAAAUAGCAACACCUCACAGGAGGGGAAAGUACAACAUAUCAACAAUGAUGCUUUUCACAGGACAACUACUCAGAAGGUGGGUAGGAACUGGAAACCACUGCACAGAAAUUUGGAGCAGUAUAGGGGUGACAAAAAUAAACACAUCAUUACUGUAACACCUCUCAUUCACCUUAUGAGUGAGGAAGUUUUGGGUAAGGAAGAAGCCAUGCUUCACAAAGAAGAAAAGGAGCUUAAAUCAACCGGCAUUGCUGCUGGAAAUGACGCCGAAGAGACGCCAUACUGGAAGACUGAUGACCUGAGUGAAUCGCAGCAAACAUACACAGACCAGUUUGAGGUUACUGAUGACGGACUGUCGGAUUACAGUUAUGAGGAUACUGAGCUGCAGAAACAUUGGAUAGAGGAGUCCAUAAACUGGCAACGAACAUUCAGUGUUAGCUCCAUGGAUUUCGAGCUCCUGCGGUCCGACUGGAAUGACCUCAGGUGUAAUGUUUCAGGCAACCUGCAGCUAAGUGAGAGUGAGGUGGUGGAUAUUCUAGCGCAGUACAUGGAGAAACUGAAUGAGAAAAAUGGAGGCAUUUAUACACUUCUGCGGAUCAUUAAUGUGGAGAAACGGAGGGAUUCUGCUCGUGGUAACAGAUACCUCAUUGAAUUGGAGCUGAUGGAGAAGGGGAGGAAGGUGGUCCGUUUGACAGAUUACAUCUACCUCUUGCUGCACAGAACAAAACAAGAUGAUGGAAUUGAAGUAACAACACAUUUGCAAAAUAAGGAACCCACUCAGCUGAACGUUCCAUACUCGAAGCCUCUCCUGUGCCAACCAGUAGGAUUGCAUAUAAGGUCGGAUGUCAUGGUACACUUUGUAGUUCCAGUAAAGAACCAGGCCCGAUGGGUGCAGCAGUUCAUUAUAGAUAUGGAAGACCUCUACAUGGCAACAAAGGAUGAAAACUUCAACAUUAUCAUCAUUGACUUUGACAGUAGUGACAUGGAUGUGGAACGGGCCUUGAGGAACAGCAAACUGCCUCGAUAUCAAUAUUUGAAACGAACAGGGAGUUUUGAGCGCUCAGCUGGGCUUCAGGCAGGAGCAGAUGCUAUAGAGGACAGCCACACAAUUCUAUUCCUAUGUGAUCUACACAUCCACUUCCCCAUCAGCAUCAUAGAUAAUAUAAGAAAGCAUUGUAUUGAAGGGAAAUUGGCAUAUGCCCCUAUCGUGAUGAGAUUGGGCUGCGGCAGCUCUCCUAGUGAGCCUGAUGGGUACUGGGAAGUAAAUGGGUUUGGACUGUUUGGAAUCUUUAAGAGCGAUUUUGACAAGAUUGGUGGAAUGAACACAGAAGAAUUCCGGGAUCGAUGGGGUGGAGAAGAUUGGGAGCUACUGGACAGGGUUCUUCAGAGUGGCCUUGAGGUAGAACGAUUACGCCUCAGGAAUUUCUACCAUUAUUUUCACUCCAAGCGAGGGAUGUGGGAUUCUCAGGCCAAGAAAACAGCAAAAGGACCGAAUGAGGGUUGA
Messenger RNA from Carcharodon carcharias (great white shark), 3911 nucleotides. RefSeq names its product N-acetyl-beta-glucosaminyl-glycoprotein 4-beta-N-acetylgalactosaminyltransferase 1-like. Lineage: Eukaryota; Metazoa; Chordata; Chondrichthyes; Lamniformes; Lamnidae. Gene Ontology annotation, cellular component: Golgi cisterna membrane. The transcript has 20 exons. The record is from RefSeq and is a predicted model, not a curated record. Bases 342 to 3911 code for a protein of 1189 amino acids. Gene Ontology annotation, molecular function: acetylgalactosaminyltransferase activity.